Thamnophis elegans (Western terrestrial garter snake) is the source of this 1328-nucleotide messenger RNA. Its product is annotated as cathepsin Z-like. Gene Ontology annotation, molecular function: cysteine-type endopeptidase activity. The transcript is spliced from 7 exons. Gene Ontology annotation, cellular component: lysosome. The record is from RefSeq and is a predicted model, not a curated record. NCBI's taxonomy places the organism in Eukaryota, Metazoa, Chordata, Lepidosauria, Squamata, Natricidae. Bases 120 to 1025 code for a protein of 301 amino acids.
GCCUCCAAGGGCCUUUGGCCACAACCUCGCUCCCCUCUGCAGCAGCGCUCCAGCUCCCAAGUCCCGCCCGGCUCUGCGCGCUCCUUUCCCGGCGACCGUCUCCAGAGGCGCUGAUCGUCAUGGCUGGGUUCUCAUGGCUCUCCCCGCUCGCCCUCUGGCUCCUGCUCGCAGGCUGCCUGGACGCCGCCGGCCUCUACUACCAAAAAGGGCAGAGCUGUUACAAGCCGCUGCCGCGAAACCUCCCCGGCGUCCGAACCUAUCCUCGCCCGCAUGAAUAUUUGGAUAUCUCUAAGCUGCCAAAGAGCUGGGACUGGAGAAGCAGAGAUGGAGUCAAUUAUGCAAGCACCACUCGAAACCAGCACAUCCCCCAAUACUGUGGAUCAUGCUGGGCUCACGGCAGCACCAGUGCCUUUGCAGAUCGCAUAAAUAUCAAGAAGAAAGGUGCCUGGCCCUCGGCAUAUCUCUCUGUUCAAAAUGUGAUCGACUGUGCCGAUGCUGGAUCUUGUGAAGGUGGGGACGACGGUGGCGUGUGGCAAUAUGCUCAUGAACAUGGCAUCCCGGAUGAAACAUGCAACAAUUAUCAAGCUAAAGACCAAGACUGCAAGAAAUUUAACCAAUGUGGAACGUGUACCACCUUUGGGGAAUGUCACGUGAUAAAAAAUUACACCCUCUGGAAAGUGGGAGAUUAUGGAUCUGUGAGCGGUCGAGAGAAAAUGAUGGCAGAAAUCUAUGCAAAUGGACCCAUCAGCUGUGGGAUCAUGGCUACCCCAGGCCUGGACAACUAUACCGGAGGAAUUUAUACUGAAUAUAACACUUCACCUUUCAUUAACCACAUUAUCUCUGUUGCUGGUUGGGGUGUGAAAGACGGAAUUGAAUACUGGAUUGUCCGCAACUCAUGGGGCGAACCGUGGGGUGAAAGAGGAUGGCUGCGCAUUGUGACGAGCGCAUAUAAAGGCGGGAAAGGAGCAGACUAUAAUCUGGCAGUUGAAGUCCGGUGCACAUACGGAGACCCCAUCGUUCCAUGAAUUCUUUUGCGAAAACUUUUUCAGCUGGUUUUUUUUGUUUUUAAACUUUUGAAAAGGAAAAUUGCUUUCUGCAGGAUUGGCUGGCCACAUACGGACUGAGUUUCUUUUUUUUUUUCAUUAAAGAUUUUGCACAAAUUAUCAAAAGCCCACACCAUCCAGCCAAAUUGAUGAAACUUCUUGGAUGAAAAGUGAAGCAUCUUCUUCAACGAAAAGAAGAAAAAAAUACAGUCCAGUUGCCUUUUGGAAAAAGCACCUAUGAGACACCAAUGAGCUGGACGACUAAGAAUUUCCAUUUGGUUAGGU